Molecule: messenger RNA, 1612 nt
Organism: Cucumis sativus (cucumber)
Lineage: Eukaryota; Viridiplantae; Streptophyta; Magnoliopsida; Cucurbitales; Cucurbitaceae
Product: cytochrome P450 94C1
Exons: 2
Coding region: 20-1507 (495 amino acids)
Molecular function (GO): monooxygenase activity; iron ion binding; oxidoreductase activity, acting on paired donors, with incorporation or reduction of molecular oxygen
Source: RefSeq, a predicted model, not a curated record
UUUUUCUCUGUUUUCUCCCAUGGAAAUUUCCUUUCUUCUUCACCCAAUUCUUCUCUUUUUCUUUUUUCUUAUAUUCAUCUUUAUAAUCCUCUUUCUUUUGAGGCCAAAAUUUCUAUGCAACUGUGAGAUUUGCCAAGCUUAUUUGGCCUCAUCUUGGUCCAAAGACUUCCAUAACCUUUGUGAUUGGUAUUCUCAUCUUCUUCGGCAAUCUCCGACGAAGACCAUUCACAUCCACGUUUUAAGGAACACGAUCACGGCUAAUCCCGACAACGUGGAAUACAUUCUCAAGACAAAAUUUGAAAAUUACCCAAAAGGGAAAAUCUUCUCCUCGAUCCUAGGCGAUUUUUUGGGCCGUGGGAUUUUCAAUGUCGAUGGCGAUUUGUGGCGGUUUCAGAAGAAAAUGGCGAUCAUCGAGCUUGGUCAACAGUCGAUUAGAUCCUACUGUUUUGAAAUUGUUUCUCAGGAGAUUCAUUCCCGCCUUUUGCCGCUUCUUUCGUCCGUUGCCGAUGGCGGCAGUGGCGGAGUUUUGGAUUUACAAGAUGUGUUUAGAAGAUUUGCUUUUGAUAGUAUUUGUAAGUUUUCGUUUGGGUUGGAUCCAAUGUGCUUGGAGCUGUCGCUUCCCAUCUCAGAUAUCGCCGUCGCUUUCGAUCUUGCUUCUAAGCUUUCUGCUGAAAGAGCCAUGGCAGUCCCGCCGUUGAUCUGGAAAAUCAAGCGAAUGCUCAACUUAGGAAGAGAGAAGGAAUUGAAGAAAGCAAUAAAGUUAAUCAACGUGUUGGCUCAUGAAGUAAUUCGACAAAGAAGAAAACUAGGAUUCUCGACCCAUAGGGACCUCCUCUCCCAAUUUAUGCGAACCGUAUCUGAUGAGACUUUCUUACGAGACAUCAUUGUUAGCUUUCUUUUAGCCGGUCGUGAUACUAUUGCCUCUGCCCUCACUAGCUUCUUUUGGGUCAUUUCCACCCAUCCUGCCGUAGAGUCUGCUAUCCAACUCGAGGCUGAUCGAGUCAUUGGCCCCACCUCGAACCCUACCUCCUUUGACCAAAUACGAAAUCUCCACUACUUACAAGCUGCCAUCUUCGAGUCCAUGAGGUUGUAUCCUCCCAUUCAGUUUGACUCAAAGUUUUGCCAAAACGAUGACAUUUUACCCGAUGGAACUUUCGUUCGACGUGGGACUCGAGUCAGUUACCAUCCUUAUGCAAUGGGUCGAAUGGAGCAAAUUUGGGGAACAAACUGCCUGGAGUUCAACCCAGAACGAUGGCUAAAAAACAACAUAUUUUGUCCUGAAAACCCGUUCAAGUAUCCCAUAUUCCAAGGUGGAUUUCGGUUUUGUUUAGGCAAAGAAAUGGCUCUGUUUGAGUUGAAAAUUGUAGCCCUUUCAGUUAUUCGUCAUUUUCGAAUCCAAUCUACAACACCGUCGUCGUCUGUGGCACCACGAUUCUCCCCUGGCCUCACUGCGACCUUUUGUGGUGGAUUCAAAGUUAUAGUUAGUAAGAAGAGAAAAUGGGAGUGAUCACUAAAGAUCACUUUACAUGGUCAUUAACUUAUUAAUUAUAUCUUUUUUUUUUUCUAUUGAGAACGUCAGCAUCAUUUAAUAUAAUGUCUAUAAUUGAAUUAA